UUUACUCAGAUCAGUUCUGUAGUAAGGCACAAACGUAUUCAUGAAAGAUUGAAAAAUGAUAUUAAGCAACAGUUACAAAACAGUUAUGAUAAUAUUAAUAUGGAGAAUGAAGAUCAAGCUGUAAAUAAGGACAAGGGAACAUGAGAAGAUUCAUUCACAAGAUACUGCUAAUUUGGAGUGCAAAAAUAAUGACAUGCUUUCAAAAGAAAAUGAAAAAUAUAACUGCAAUGCAAAUAAUAUUGACCUUCCUGAGGAUGAAACAAGUAUGAAAAAAGUAUUGCCAUUGGAUACAAUUAUUUAUAUCACUUCAGAACAGUUAAAGAAGAUCAACCUGGAAAAUAUUGAAGAUAUCAAAGAUCAGAUUCCACAAGAACAUCUAAAUGAACCAAAGGAGAAGAUUUUAACAACUAAUGAACUAAGUGUUUCUGAGAAGAUAGUAGUAUUUAGCAAUGACCAAACUCAGUUCAUUCAUGAUAAUCCCAUUUUAUUAUGUAAAACUAGUGAUUCUAUAGAAAAAGGAAAUGUAGCUUAUGUCUGCCAAGUAGAUGAAAAUGUACUUAAAAAUACAUUAAGUAUACAAUCAUGCGAAUCAGAUAUACAAAAAUUAGAAACAUUGCAAAAUUACAAUAAUCUAACAAAUGCUUCUCUAAAUGUAACUGAUAUGUUUCAAAAAAUAGAUUUAUCAGAACCUCAUACCGACGAACAAAUUAAUUCUGAUUGUAAUUUGCAAGAUCACCAAGAAAUAAAUUCUGGACAAGCUGAAAAAAUUCCUGACGAUUCAAGCGAUGUGGAUAUCACAAACCACGAUGAAUCAAUGUUGCGUUUAGUACAGACAGAAACAGGAGAACAAUUUUAUGAAUUUUUGAUCAAUAAUUUAGUGGAAAAAUUGCCAAGCACGCAAUCUGCAAAAAUUUCUGGAAACGAAGAUGAAAGUGCAAAUAUAUCAGAGAAUAUAACAAAUAAUUGCUUGGAUAUUAAAAGUACGAAUGAAGAGAUUCAUCAGGAAGAAAAUAUACGCGAUGAUAUACAUAAUGAUCUAAGUUACACACCGUAUGAGUUACAACCAACUGAUUUUGAUAAAUAUGUCGAAACAAACUUUGAAGUUUUUGAAAGAUUAAAUUACGACGACAGUUCAGAACGACUUUUUGAAUUUGUUGAAACUACAGGAGUGGGGAAAAUCUCUGAAUGUAAAGAAAGUGAACAAUUUUUACAGUUUCAAAACUUUAAUAAAAUUGAUGCAAUACAACAGAAUGAAAAUAGUACUAUUAUUAAUGAUAAUGAAGAGAUUAUUAACAAGGACCCACCAUGUAACAUACUGAAUCAAAUUAAUGAACCAAAUGAAGAUCAAGUACAAAGAAACGAUUCGAUUGAAAACAAUGAAAAAAUAGACCAACAACAGGAUUCGAAAACUUCGAAAGUAGUCGCUAUAAAGUUUCAGUGCACAGUGUGUGAAAAAUCAUUUUCAACUAGUUAUAAUUACAAACAACAUAUAGGCACACAUUUUGCUGAUCAACAAAAGUUUCAUUGUAAGGAAUGCAAAAUGUCCUUUGCUUGGAAAUCAACAUUAAACAAACAUAUUGCAAGCAACCACAGACCUGAAGGUCCGCAAAGAUUUGCAUGUGAUAUAUGUAAAAAAUUAUACAGUACUUCUUCUCAAGUAAAUGAACAUGUGAAACGUGACCACUUGAAAGAACGAAAUCACGUUUGCUCGCAAUGUGGUAAAUCGUUUUUUAAAAAAUAUGAUUUGAAAAUACAUAAUAGAAUUCAUACGGACGAGCGACCGUACGUUUGUCGCGCUUGUGGAAAAAGAUUCCAUCACCGAAGUCAUAUUAUUCGUCAUGAACGUAUACAUCUUUAAGAAAGAAGUAAACCCACGUUAUUUGUGGCUGGAUACGAAAUACAAGAAAUAUUAGUAAAACAUGCACAAUUUUUAUAUUAUUAAAUUAUUGUUUUGUUAUGUUGUUUAUUCUGAUAUCUAUAUUAUAAUAGAUAUUGAAUAUUGUAAUGUAACUAAUGAAA
Osmia lignaria (orchard mason bee) is the source of this 2019-nucleotide messenger RNA. The record is from RefSeq and is a predicted model, not a curated record. Lineage: Eukaryota; Metazoa; Arthropoda; Insecta; Hymenoptera; Megachilidae.